AUGGGGGCGCUGGAGGUGCCAGCUGACAAGUACUGGGGCGCGCAGACGCAGCGGUCCCUCCAAAACUUUAAGAUUGGCGGCCCGCGGGAGCGCAUGCCGGAGCCUGUCGUGCGCGCGUUUGGCGUGCUCAAGCGCGCCGCCGCCAAGGUCAACAUGGCGCAGGGCGUGCUUGACCCGAAGAUCGGCAACGCCAUUGUGGAGGUGUGA
This is a messenger RNA of Monoraphidium neglectum, 207 nucleotides long. Its product is annotated as fumarate hydratase, class II. Gene Ontology annotation, biological process: malate metabolic process; tricarboxylic acid cycle; fumarate metabolic process. Gene Ontology annotation, molecular function: fumarate hydratase activity. Gene Ontology annotation, cellular component: mitochondrion; tricarboxylic acid cycle heteromeric enzyme complex. The transcript is spliced from 3 exons. NCBI's taxonomy places the organism in Eukaryota, Viridiplantae, Chlorophyta, Chlorophyceae, Sphaeropleales, Selenastraceae. The coding region runs from base 1 to 207 and encodes 68 amino acids. The record is from RefSeq and is a predicted model, not a curated record.